AUGGAAGAUGGAUUGGAUAUGAUAAUGCAAUCUGAAGACCCUGAUAGAGAAGUGGAGGUUAAUGAAGAAAAUCUGGAGUCGGAUGUGGAGGAAAUUGUUGAAAGUCAGACAAAGCGAGGCCCUCCAGUUCAUACAGCUUGGAGAGAUGCUUUUGACGACCCCAAUGUGUUUUCAAAAAACAAGCCAAACAAUGCAAUUUGCAAAAAUUGCAAGGAUUCAGUGAGGCAUCACCAUAAACUGCUCUCAGUUAAAACUCACCUGAAGAGAUGCAAACCAUUAAAAAAGCUGAUGAUGAAUAAGCAGGUUGCUGAUCGCCCGCAGUGGUGGAAUGAGAUGACGAACAAGAAGAAAAGGAAGUGGAUCAAGUAA
Messenger RNA from Paramuricea clavata, 369 nucleotides. The record is from the annotation of a GenBank genome assembly. NCBI's taxonomy places the organism in Eukaryota, Metazoa, Cnidaria, Anthozoa, Malacalcyonacea, Plexauridae.